UCUAUGUCUAUGGGUCUGUGGUUUGGUUUGUGAAUUUUCUUCUCUUUUCUUGUUUGUUUUCAACUUUGAAUUUCAUUAAAAUGCCGAGAAAAACGCUUUCUGUCGCUUGUAAAGAAAUCGUUGUAAAGCUGAAAGAGUAUUUCCGAAGGGAAAAACUACUUGAUGACUCUUUAAUUCCAUUUGAAAAAGUAGAUGAACGGGUUAUCGCUGCUACUGGCAUAUAUUUAUCGAGAAUGUUGACUGGAAAGUUAUCAAAAAAGAUAGUUACAACUGAAAAGAAAAGCCAAAUUAUUAGCGAAGAUGUUAUAGAGCUAGUUGUAAAAGUUAAAGAUUUUUUCCAAAGGGAAGCGCGAUGUAACGGACCUAUUAUUCCAUUUCAACAAACUAAUCUGCGGGUUGGUGAAGCUACAGGCAUGUCUGCACGUACAGUAACAAGGAUUAUGAAGGAGAGUAGAUUGGUUAAAAAUAACAAAUGGCCAGUAAAGAAAAAAAUAACAAGGAGUGAUAAAAUUAUAUUAAGCAAGUUUGAUAUUAAUGUACUUAGGCGAAAAUUGUAUGAAUGUAACAUCAGAAAUGAAGUACCAACAGUAACAAAAUUACAUGAGAUACUACAAAAAGAAACAGGAUUCAAGGGCUGUAGAGAAAUAGUAAGGAGGCGUAUUAAAGAGAUGGGUUUUCAAUAUUGGAAGACAAAAGACAAUGGAGAAGAGCAAAUUGACAAUAAUGAUAUAUCUUUGUGGCUUGGCUUGCAAGAUCCUACUGGAGACUCAAAUGAAUCGCAAUGCAUUGAACCCUGUUUAAAUCAAGAAGAGUCGAACUCAAAUAGUAAUGAAUCUAUAUCAAAGGAGAUUGCCUCAAUUUGUCGUCGGCGCCAUAAAGUAAAAGAUUUAAAUAUUGUUAAGAAAGAAAAAAAAAUUUCAAACAGAGAUAGAUUAGUGCUAGAGUAUAUUCCCACAAAUGAUGAAUGUGACAUUUAUGGAGAACUUUUAGCACAAAAACUAAAGAAAAUACAUAGAGAUAAUAGAUUAAAAUUGAUGAGUGAAAUUGACAAUUUGAUGCUUAAAUAUACAAUGGCAGAGAAAGAGCAGAAUCAACUACACUCAUUUACAUCUGCCCUACCAGAAGAACUUCUACCAUCAUAUUCAAUUCAUCAUCGAAAUAAAAAUGUUAAUAUUCCACUAGGUUUUUCACAGUCAUCAGCUCAGAAAAAAACAGAAUUUCAUCUGCAUAGUGCUUUGAAAUCAGGAACAGAAGAUUUAUUUAUGAUUUAAAAUAAUAAGAGAUGUGUUAUAAAUUAACUUUUUCUUGUGCAAUUUAUUUUGCUACGUACCUCCCGUUUUGUUUAGUCCUGCUGUUAGUGAUUCUUUAUUUAAAGUUAAUUAUUUUGUAAUGUAAAUAGAAGCUUGUUUCAUAAAAAACAUUUUU
This is a messenger RNA of Ostrinia furnacalis (Asian corn borer), 1425 nucleotides long. RefSeq lists its product as uncharacterized. The coding region runs from base 81 to 1271 and encodes 396 amino acids. NCBI's taxonomy places the organism in Eukaryota, Metazoa, Arthropoda, Insecta, Lepidoptera, Crambidae. The record is from RefSeq and is a predicted model, not a curated record. The transcript has 4 exons.